Molecule: messenger RNA, 1139 nt
Organism: Bombyx mori (domestic silkworm)
Lineage: Eukaryota; Metazoa; Arthropoda; Insecta; Lepidoptera; Bombycidae
Product: copper homeostasis protein cutC homolog
Exons: 5
Coding region: 214-1098 (294 amino acids)
Molecular function (GO): copper ion binding
Source: RefSeq, a predicted model, not a curated record
UGUAGAGCGCUUUUUCGUUUUCGCAGAUAUUGCCACUGUUGGAAUUGGCUGAUAGGAAAGCUGACGGACGGUGAUCAUAAAGCAGCAAAAUUGUACACAGAGUUCAUAAUUUUUUUAUUUUUCCUUUCCAAGAAGUUAUUUUUGUUUUCAUUCGGACUAUUGGUCUACCGGAAAAAACCACUUACUUACACAACACGUAUCAAAUAUGUUCCAAUGGGGGACAUUUUCAUGGUAAAAGGAGAUGAAACGAUCAUUUUAAGCAAUUCCUGUAAUUUCCAUGGAGUAAACGAUACUGAGAACAUGCUUGAAGUUUGCAUAGACAGUUUGGAAUCCGCGAUUAAUGCUAUUUACGGUGGUGCGGACGAGUUGGAAGUUUGUAGUUCACUUACUGAAGGCGGACUUACACCGAGCCCAGGGCUCGUAUCUCAGAUUGCGUCCGUCGUAAACAAUAUUAAAAAUGGACGACUGAUUCAUAAAUCGUGUUCUCAGUACAGCUAUGGAAAGAAAACUCUUAAGGUUCCCAAAGUGAACGUCAUGAUAAGAUGUCGCACUGGUUCGGAUUUUUGUUACAACGAUUUCGAAAUGGACACAAUGUUAUCAGACAUUGAUCAUUUCAAGCAGUUUGAAAUAGACAGAUUCGUUUUUGGCGCUUUAACAGAUAGUCAGGAAAUAGACGAAAAAAACUGCAAAAAGAUUAUUGAGAGAGCAUCUCCUACGCCUGUGACAUUCCAUAGGGCGUUUGACGUUUGCAAAGAACCCAAUGCUACCGUUACAAAAAUUAUAAAUCUGGGAUUUAAUAGAUUAUUGACCAGUGGGCAGAGAUGCACGGCAGCGGAUUCUGAAGCUUUAGUAUUAAUCCGAACACUUUUAGAGAGUUUUUCUGAUAAAAUUGAAAUUAUGCCCGGAGCUGGUGUCAAUGUCGAUAAUGCCAAACUAUUCAUAGAUAUGGGUUGUAAGAUUUUGCAUAGCUCGUGUAAAAUAACAAAAUAUUUGAAUAAAGCUGGCAAUAAUUUGAGGAUGGGUGAAGGUGACAGUGAAUUUAUUUAUGUUACUGAUGAAAAUAUCGUGAAAGAAAUGAAGCUCAAAAUGGAAAAUUAAAUUUAGAUAUGCAUAAGUAAAACUUUCAAAUGUUUUUUAAA